Molecule: messenger RNA, 4258 nt
Organism: Orycteropus afer afer
Lineage: Eukaryota; Metazoa; Chordata; Mammalia; Tubulidentata; Orycteropodidae
Gene: STK38L
Product: serine/threonine kinase 38 like
Biological process (GO): intracellular signal transduction; peptidyl-serine phosphorylation
Molecular function (GO): protein serine/threonine kinase activity; ATP binding
Source: RefSeq, a predicted model, not a curated record
UCAGGGAGGCCGCCUCGAGAUCCCGGCGCGGCCGCCGGUCCCACCUCUGGGGGCGGGGCGAGGGCGGAGCAGGGAAAAAGGAGCGGACGGGCUCUCAGCCGGCUGAGGUCCGUGCGGAGGCUGAGCCGGCCGCGGGCGCGACCGGAGGCAGUUUCUGUUACUAUGGCAAUGACGGCAGGGACUACGACCACCUUUCCUAUGAGCAACCACACCCGGGAGAGAGUUACUGUAGCCAAGCUUACGUUGGAGAAUUUUUACAGCAAUCUAAUAUUACAGCAUGAAGAGAGAGAAACAAGGCAGAAGAAAUUAGAAGUGGCCAUGGAAGAAGAAGGAUUAGCAGAUGAAGAGAAAAAGUUACGUCGAUCACAACAUGCUCGCAAAGAAACAGAGUUCUUACGGCUCAAGAGGACCAGACUUGGCUUGGAUGACUUUGAGUCUCUGAAAGUUAUAGGAAGAGGAGCUUUUGGAGAGGUACGACUGGUCCAGAAGAAAGAUACAGGCCAUAUCUAUGCAAUGAAGAUACUGAGAAAGGCUGAUAUGCUUGAAAAGGAGCAGGUGGCUCAUAUCCGAGCAGAAAGAGAUAUUUUGGUAGAAGCAGAUGGUGCCUGGGUCGUGAAGAUGUUUUAUAGUUUUCAGGAUAAGAGGAACCUUUAUCUAAUCAUGGAAUUUCUCCCUGGAGGUGACAUGAUGACAUUGCUGAUGAAGAAAGAUACUUUGACAGAAGAGGAAACGCAGUUCUACAUUUCAGAAACUGUUCUGGCAAUAGAUGCAAUCCACCAGUUGGGUUUCAUCCAUCGGGAUAUCAAACCAGACAACCUUUUACUGGAUGCCAAGGGUCAUGUAAAAUUAUCUGAUUUUGGCUUAUGCACAGGAUUAAAGAAAGCUCACAGGACUGAAUUUUACAGAAACCUCACACAUAAUCCACCAAGUGACUUCUCAUUUCAGAACAUGAACUCAAAGAGAAAAGCAGAAACAUGGAAGAAGAACAGGAGACAGCUGGCGUAUUCCACAGUUGGGACACCAGAUUACAUUGCUCCAGAAGUGUUCAUGCAGACUGGUUACAACAAAUUGUGUGACUGGUGGUCUUUGGGAGUGAUUAUGUAUGAAAUGCUAAUAGGAUAUCCACCUUUCUGCUCUGAAACACCUCAAGAAACAUACAGAAAAGUGAUGAACUGGAAAGAAACAUUGGUAUUUCCACCAGAAGUACCUAUAUCUGAGAAAGCCAAGGAUUUAAUUCUAAGGUUUUGUAUUGAUUCUGAAAAUAGAAUUGGAAAUGGUGGAGUAGAAGAAAUAAAAGGUCAUCCCUUUUUUGAAGGUGUAGACUGGGGGCACAUCAGGGAAAGGCCAGCAGCAAUCCCUAUAGAAAUCAAAAGCAUUGAUGAUACUUCAAAUUUUGAUGACUUUCCUGAAUCAGAUAUUUUACAGCCAGUGCCAAACACCACAGAACCGGACUACAAAUCCAAAGACUGGGUUUUUCUUAAUUAUACCUAUAAGAGGUUUGAAGGGUUGACUCAGCGUGGCUCUAUCCCCACAUACAUGAAAGCUGGGAAAUUAUGAAUGAAGAUCACAUUUGCCCACACCCAAGAGAACUCAGGUAGCUGCAUCACCAGGCUUGCUUGGCGUAGAUAUCAUCAAUACACUGAAAUAUUCCCGAAGACUGGUGGUGCUUAUCGACUACAAGAGGAAAUUCUACAGGAUUAGAAUUUCUAAGACUACUACAGGAAUUGGUUGGCAGUGCCAGCUGGCUUUUUUUUUUUUUUUUAAUAUUAUUUUUGUUAACUUUAUUAUACAAAGGUACUGGAAUAAAAGGAACGUACAUCCCUUUCUAACUGCACUGCCUACAUGCGUAUUAAGGUCCAUUCUGCCUGUGUGUCCUGUGGCUUUGUACUGUAACAUUUUUAAUCAAUUCAGGAGAAACACAUAUCAUUUAAAGCAACAUAGGCUACCCUCUAGGUAACACUGCAGUAUUGCUAUUUUACUGCAAAUCUUAUGGGUCUAGAUAAUCAAUAAAAGCCAUCUUCCAUAGAUUGGUAUUAGAAGACUUGCCCUAUUGGUUUGGACAUCUAUAGACUAUAUAUGAAUUCAAUCUCUGUAAUGGUUUUAAGAAAUUUUAAAAAAGGAAAUACACUGGUUAUUUAUAAAAUAAAAUUUAUGAUCAUGUUGUUAUACAGACUUCAACAAUAGGGAGUGACAGGUUUAUAAUAAGGAAGAGGAAGUUUAACACCUUCACUUAGGCACUCCACUAAUAGAUUUACUUUGCAUUCAGAAAUACUGAUGACCUUUUUAUAUGUAGUCUCUAUAGGGAGAUGUACUGUAUUAUAUAAAAUGUAAAGUUUCUUUUCUUGUGACAAGAGGACUUCUUUUUUAAUAAGAGGACAUGGCAUUAUUUUAAUUUGAUUAUGGUGAGUUGAAUUUAAGAAAUGACCAUGAAGGCUGCUUAUAGAACUAGUGUAUUUUUAUUAAACUAUUUUUUUAAAUGUCAGACUUCUGAUCACGUAAAUGGACUUGCAGAGAACAAAGAGCUAUUUACUUUGGUUUUCUAGAAAGAUGUUACAUAUCAUCGCUUUUAUUUCUUUUGAAGAAAAAUUUUCCUUUGAUAGUACUCGUAUUGUGCCAUUAUUUUCUUAAACUCCAAAUGUACCAAAGAUCCUGAACGGAGUGCAUGUCCUCAGCUGAGUAGACUUCUCCUUUCCUGUGGGAAUGCUGUAUUCAGACGUGGCAUCUUUGAUGGAGGUCAUCUUAUUCAAGGACAGUACUGUUCAUGCUCAGCUUCAGCACUGUGGUUUACAUAGGUGGGCUUAAGGACGUAAAUGCCGUCUGGAAGGUUGUGAUGAGGAGAUAGAAGGGAUAAUGUUAGCAUUAAAUUCUUUAGACAUUUCCCUAAGAAUUAAAUCAUCUUUUCUAAGUCACCAUUUUAAUUAAAAAGUGAUUCUUUGAGGUUUUGGUUUUGAUAAGUCUGAGUGAGGAAUACUGCUUUAUCAAAGAAUGGCCUAAUAUUUGUCUUCGCUGUUGAUUGAUAGAAUUCAUUUUAAAUGUAACAGUUAUAACCAUUGCAAAUGAUCUGUAAUCGAAAUCUAAAGUGAUGAUUUGUUUAUAGGAAUGUUCUUCUUAAUGGGGAACAAUAGCAUAGGAGCAUUAUGCACAUCUAUGAAAAAACUUGCACACAUGUUGUUGCUAGGUAGCUCCACAGUGUCUCAAUAAGACCAUUGAGGAUUUUUUCCCCUCAUUCUUUUUUUUUUUUUUAAAUAUUUGUUGACUAUUUAUGUGUUCUUCUAAUAUUUCAUUUCCAUUUUUCUUGAUUAGAUCAUGUGGCUGAGUAUCCAGGAGAGAACUAUUCAAAUUCUGGGAUUAUCUCAAUUUGAUUUUAAUAACUAUAACUGCCUUUAAUUUAAAAAGUAUUUAAUAACAUCUGCCAGGAUGUAUCAUGUAUUUUCCCCACUUGUCCUUUUUAAAAAAAGAACUGUUUUGCUAGUGUGAUAGUGAAUGGGUAAGGUAGGAGGACACGGCAGCACUCUGCUCUUCUAGUACAGAAAAGUAUCAUUAAUUCAGGUUGAGAGAGGUUGAUACAAAAGACCUGAAUUACCUAAAUUUACUUUUUAAUUGUAUAAAGUUAAAUUAUUCCUAAUUAUCAGGAAGGACUUGGAAACAGUUAAAAUUUCCUGAGAGUGGAAGAAGAGUUCUGGAAAGUUUACUUUGUUUAGAGUCUCAUUUUCCCUGGAGUUAGUAGGGUGAUUCACAAUCUUUGGGGUUUUUCUCCUUAUCAAAAACAUUUUUUAAGUGCCUAUCUAAAAGCAAUUAAAGACUGUGUCUCCCCUUUGGAAGCUAAGAAUUUGAUUCAUGAUGCAAAUUAACUAGAUAAUUUGCAGAAUAUCCUUUAUAUGGAAUUUUCUCUAUUACACAUUUCCCGUAUUUCAGGUGAACCAUUUAAUUUAAAUGAUAAAACCCUAUCUAAUCAACUGGGCAUAAUGACAUUUUCUUUAAAUUGGACUCUACUUUGAAUUAAAAAUUUUAUUAUAAACUGUGUGUUUGGUUUUUCUAAGUAUAUAGAAAGCUUGUAUAACUCAGAUUUAUUGAUUUCCUGGUUAAUGUAGACUUUGACUUUUUUAUUAAAAAUAUUUGUAUUAAAGCAAGUUAUGUUAUUUUUCUUCAUAUGCAUUUCUUGGAGCUUUAAAUCUUUAAAUUCAUUGGAACAUAAUGUCUGAAAAUAAGGAAUUGCUUAUAAAUCAGCCCGUUUUGAAUAGAAUAUGUGGCUGAUUUA